Molecule: messenger RNA, 439 nt
Organism: Prorocentrum cordatum
Lineage: Eukaryota; Dinophyceae; Prorocentrales; Prorocentraceae
Source: the annotation of a GenBank genome assembly
AGUUUUGUGGCUCUCGCGAGCCAGCCACAUAGGCAGGGCUGCGGGGGGGGGCGGCGGGCGCGGCGCCGCCUGCGAGCUGCACAGGCCCCGGCAUGGUGCAGCCGAUGCGCGUCACCGCCGACGACGGCGUCGCCUCGGCCAAGAUCCUGGCCACGGCACGGCUCGCGGGGCUGCAGGUCGAGCUGGCCAAGGGGCAGGCGCGGACGCCGAGCGGCAUCCCGAUCCCGGAGCUGCACCUGCCGAGCGGCUCCAGCGUGAAGCACACCAACGCAAUCUUGCGACACCUUGCGCAGGUGACCGAGGCCGGCCUCAUGGGCCGCACUUUUGCCGAGGAGGCGCAGGUGGACAGCUGGCUUGAGUGGUCCAUGCUAGAGGUGGACCACACGGUGCUCGACGGCGAGGACGCCCCGAUGGGCCCCAUCUGCGAGGUGUUGGAGGC